Malurus melanocephalus (red-backed fairy wren) is the source of this 7419-nucleotide messenger RNA. RefSeq names its product nicotinamide nucleotide transhydrogenase (gene NNT). Gene Ontology annotation, cellular component: mitochondrial inner membrane. NCBI's taxonomy places the organism in Eukaryota, Metazoa, Chordata, Aves, Passeriformes, Maluridae. Bases 45 to 3305 code for a protein of 1086 amino acids. Gene Ontology annotation, molecular function: NAD binding; NADP binding. The transcript is spliced from 21 exons. The record is from RefSeq and is a predicted model, not a curated record. Gene Ontology annotation, biological process: NADPH regeneration; proton transmembrane transport.
GGAUUCCAUACGUGGCAAGGAAUUUGUUGUGAGGUCUGGGUGCAAUGGCGAGCCUUCUGCGUGUUGCUGUCAGUGGGUGCUCAGCUCCUGUUUUUGGCAAUGUGUUCCCACCAAAGGCGCCGUCUGCAAAUAUGCUCUGCUUGCGAAUGUUUAGAACCCACCAGGUGCUUGGGUCUCAGGCAGCCCCAAAGCCAGGAAUUCCUUAUAAACAGCUGACUGUAGGUGUCCCCAAGGAGAUAUUUGAGAAUGAGAAGAGAGUGGCUCUAUCACCGGCUGGAGUUCAAGCCUUGGUCAAACAAGGCUUCAAUGUUGUGGUGGAAUCUGGUGCUGGAGAAGCUUCCAAAUUUUCUGAUGACCAUUACAGAGAAGUUGGAGCAAAGAUCCAGGGGACCAAGGAAGUCCUGGCUUCUGAUUUGAUUGUGAAAGUGAGGGCUCCAAUAUAUAACUCGGCUCUAGGUGUACAUGAGGCAGAUCUUUUCAAGACAGCCGCAACCCUGGUUAGUUUUAUCUACCCAGCACAAAAUCCAGACCUCCUGAAAAAACUUUCAGAAAAGAAAGCUACUGUCUUGGCUAUGGAUCAAGUUCCACGGGUCACCAUUGCUCAGGGAUAUGAUGCGCUUAGCUCCAUGGCCAACAUUGCUGGUUACAAGGCUGUGGUCCUGGCAGCAAAUCACUUUGGUCGAUUUUUCACGGGUCAGAUCACAGCUGCUGGUAAAGUUCCUCCAGCAAAGGUCUUGAUCAUUGGAGGCGGAGUGGCUGGCUUGGCUUCUGCAGGAGCAGCAAAAUCGAUGGGGGCAGUGGUUCGUGGAUUUGAUACUAGAGCUGCAGCCCUGGAACAGUUCAAGUCUCUUGGUGCUGAGCCUUUGGAAGUAGACUUAAAGGAAUCUGGAGAGGGACAAGGUGGUUAUGCUAAAGAAAUGUCCAAAGAAUUUAUUGAAGCUGAAAUGAAACUCUUUGCCAAACAGUGCCAAGAUGUUGAUAUUAUCAUCACUACGGCACUUAUUCCAGGCAAAAAGGCUCCUAUCUUGUUUAAGAAAGAUAUGAUUGAAUCAAUGAAGGAAGGUUCAGUUGUUGUGGAUUUAGCUGCAGAAGCAGGGGGUAAUAUUGAGACUACAAAGCCUGGAGAAAUGUAUGUUCAUAAGGGUGUUACACACAUUGGGUACACAGAUCUGCCUAGUAGAAUGGCUACUCAGGCCAGUACUCUGUAUUCUAAUAAUAUUAUCAAACUUCUGAAGGCUAUUAGUCCUGACAAAGAGAACUUCUACUUUGAUCCAAAAGAUGACUUUGACUAUGGGACUCUGGACCAUGUUAUUAGAGGAACUGUAGUAAUGAAGGAUGGCAAGGUGAUUUUCCCAGCACCUCCACCAAAUAACAUUCCUCAAGGAGCACCAGUGAAGCCGAAGACUGUAGCAGAGCUGGAAGCUGAAAAAGCAGCUACUAUUACACCUUUUAGAAAAACCAUGACUAGUGCAUCUGUAUACACAGCAGGUUUAGCUGGUAUGUUAGGGCUGGGCAUUGUGGCACCUAAUGCUGCUUUCACACAAAUGGUGACRACGUUUGGCCUCGCUGGAAUAGUGGGGUACCACACAGUGUGGGGUGUGACUCCUGCUCUGCACUCCCCGUUAAUGUCUGUGACUAAUGCUAUCUCAGGUCUAACUGCAGUUGGUGGGCUGGUACUGAUGGGAGGACACUAUCUCCCUGAAAACACUUCCCAAAGUCUGGCAGUACUUUCAGCCUUUAUCUCUUCAGUCAAUAUUGCAGGUGGCUUUUUAGUUACACAGAGAAUGCUGGAUAUGUUCAAGCGUCCCACAGACCCUCCUGAGUACAAUUACUUGUACCUGCUCCCUGGUGGUGUGUUUGUAGGAGGCUAUGCAGCCGCUCUCAGUGGUGGCUAUAACAUUGAACAAAUAAUGUAUCUAGGCUCAGGACUGUGCUGUGUUGGUGCCCUGGCUGGUUUGUCUACCCAAGGAACAGCUCGUCUUGGAAAUGCUUUGGGUAUGAUUGGUGUUGCAGGAGGUUUAGCUGCAACUCUUGGAAGCCUUAAUCCCUCGCCUGAAUUGCUGGCACAGAUGUCAGGUGCAAUGGCACUUGGUGGGACCAUAGGUCUGACCAUCGCUAAACGCAUCCAGAUCACAGAUCUGCCCCAGCUCGUGGCUGCUUUCCACAGUUUGGUUGGUUUGGCUGCUGUGCUCACCUGUGUAGCAGAGUACAUGAUUGAAUAUCCUCACUUUGCCACUGAUCCUGCUGCAAACCUCACCAAGAUUGUGGCCUAUCUUGGCACGUACAUUGGUGGAGUGACUUUCAGUGGCUCUCUCGUUGCGUAUGGAAAACUGCAAGGUAUCCUGAAUUCUGCUCCUCUGCUCUUGCCUGGUCGACAUGCUUUGAAUGCAGGAUUGCUGGCUGCCAGCAUUGGUGGGAUKAUUCCCUACAUGAUCGAUCCUAGUUACACCACGGGAAUUACUUGUCUGGGUUCCGUGUCAGCACUCUCAGCCAUAAUGGGUGUCACUUUAACAGCAGCCAUUGGAGGUGCUGACAUGCCUGUAGUUAUUACCGUMCUGAACAGUUACUCUGGAUGGGCUUUGUGUGCUGAGGGCUUUCUCCUGAACAACAACUUGCUGACCAUUGUUGGUGCACUCAUCGGCUCCUCUGGGGCCAUCCUUUCUUACAUCAUGUGUGUGGCUAUGAACCGUUCCCUUGCAAACGUGAUUCUUGGGGGCUAUGGCACUGCGUCAACAGCUGGUGGGAAGCCCAUGGAAAUUACUGGAACUCACACAGAAAUCAAUUUGGACAAUGCAGUUGAAAUGAUCAAAGAAGCCAAUAGUAUUAUUAUUACCCCAGGUUAUGGCUUGUGUGCAGCAAAAGCUCAGUACCCAAUAGCUGAUCUGGUGAAGAUGUUGAGAGAGCAAGGGAAAAAUGUCAGGUUUGGUAUUCACCCUGUGGCUGGCCGUAUGCCUGGUCAGCUGAAUGUACUGCUAGCAGAGGCUGGUGUUCCCUAUGAUAUUGUACUGGAAAUGGAUGAAAUCAAUGAAGACUUCCCAGAAACUGACUUGGUCCUUGUAAUUGGUGCCAAUGAUACAGUUAAUUCAGCAGCUCAGGAAGAUCCGAAUUCUAUCAUAGCUGGAAUGCCUGUGCUUGAGGUCUGGAAGUCCAAACAGGUCAUUGUAAUGAAGAGAUCUUUGGGAGUUGGUUAUGCAGCGGUGGACAAUCCCAUCUUCUACAAGCCCAAUACUGCCAUGCUCUUGGGAGAUGCUAAGAAGACCUGUGAUGCCCUGCAGGCCAAAGUCAGGGAAUCGUACCAAAGCUAAAUACUGAUUUAUAUUCUACUCAUAUUUCAGACUACAGUUUUGUCACAAAGGUCACAGAAAAUGAGAGGCAGAAGAAUCUCUUACUGUCAUGAGACAGCUGACUUUUGGAGAAGGCUGCAUUGGCUCCUAGGAGAUGUAGUUCUGUCAGGGGAUAUAGACUUUUUUAAAAAGAUGGGCAGAUUAGCCCUUCAAACUAAAUCUCCAAUGAGACAAUGCUUAAAAGAAUGGAAAUGUUCUUUUUAAGGUCAAUAUUGUGCUGUUACAAGAAGGAACUAAUAACUCCUAGUCAUCUUUAAGUAGUUAUUGGCUUCCUCCUCCUUAGUGUCUGUACUUCUGUCAUGGAAAUUCACUGAAAAAUAUUGUGCCAAAACUGUAUUCAGUCUUAUCAUCAAAGCUGUUUUUUGGCUGGUAUGGACAAUGCAACUGUUGAUUUCAUCAAAACUUAGAAAUAAAUUUCUAACAGAUGUAAGCAUAAGUAAAUCCUUCUAUGUCCCUUGAAACUCAGGACAUUCUCUGAAGUAGAUGCUUACAUAAUUUGAGACCUAAGCAUAAUGUUCUUUUUCUUUUGGGGAUUGUAUGGAUGCUGUGAAUCAGGAACAUUUUAAGAAAGUUACUUUUCCUUAAAAUACGGUUCCACUUUUUUAUGGUGCACACAUGUUAAAUGAAAUACAAAAUAUCAAGCACUUGCCGAAUGAUCUUUAAGUCUGACAAGGAAAUGUACAUUUACUUGCACUGCUUAACUAUUUUAAGCAGCUGCUAAAUUCUCCACCUUUUCCAGUCGCUGCCUUUUUAAGUGUCUGAGAAAAAAUAUGGUCCAGUUCUGUGCAGGAGAACAUCUUGAAUACCUGAUCUGCUCACAGAAUUUGGACCACAAUGUUUCAGUUUGUUCACUUAGAUCUUGAAUUGUACUUACUACUUUAAAACUUAGUGAUGCUUUCUUAAUUAACAUUUUUGUGAUAGUGAAAAAAAAAAUCUUCUGAAUGCUCCCUCUCUAUUCUGCUCUUGUGAGAUCCCAUCAGGAUUGCUGUCUUCAGCUCUGGGACCCCWACACAAGGAAAAUGUUGACUUGUUGGAAGAUUCCAGAAGAGGCCACUAAGCUGAUACAGGGCCUGAGCACCUGUCCUGUGAACACAGAUGGGGGGUUGCUCAUCUGGGAGAAGAGAAGGCAUCUAUCUAUGACACCUUCUAGCACCUUCCAGYGCCUAAAAGGGGCCCACAAGAGAGCUGGAGAGGGACUUUUCACAAGAAWAUGUAGUGAUAGGACAAGGGGAAAUGGCUGCAAACUGAAGGAGGGCAGAUUUGGAGUAGGUGGUAGCAAGAAAUUUUUUACUGUAAAGGGGGUGAGGCACAGACACAAGUUGCCUAGAGAAGUUGUGGAUUCCCCAUCCCUGGAAGUGUUCAAGGCCAGGCUGUAUGGGGCUCUGAGUAAUCUGGUCUAGUGGAAGGUUCCCUGCUCGUGGGGUUCAUUGGAACUGGAUGAUCUCUAAGGUACCUUACAACCCAAACCAUUCUUUCCUUCUAUAUUUAAGAUGCUGGAGUUCAUUAGAAUUUUUCUAAAUAAGCUAUUGUUUGGUCAGCACAGAAUCAUACUAAACUGAAAAUCCAGAGACUUGAUUGUUUGACUUCUUAUUAAUCUAAUUAAAAGCACUGUUUAAUUUCCAUAAUAAGUCCUGCAAAGUUACGACAUAGAUUGCUGUUUUAGUUUUAUUGUAUUAGGUAUACUUGAAUGAAAUUCAAAUAUUUGUCCAAUAACAUGGAUUUGUAAUAUUUCCAUAAUGAUUUAGCAACUUUAGGCUAAAUAACUGUCCUUGUGUUUGAAAGCAUUCAUAUCUAGAGAAGACAAACAAUGAUGAAGUAAGUCUUGAAAUUAAUCCAUCUUGGUUGCUAGAACAAACAUUUUUUUUUAUUACACCAUGCACAGAGACCUCAUAUAAGAUACAGUAUUUCUUCUUGGCUACCUCUGUUUUUAUGUGAAUAUCGCUUAAAACACAGAUUUUGAAUAGGUAAUACAUUAAAAAUGUAACAAUAUAUAGCAGAUCUAUCAUUUUUGCAGAUGUCUUUUCUAUAAUUUGACAUAAAAAUUAUCAUGCAAAUCUUAAUAUGUUGUAUACUGCAUGAAAAGGCUUGAAUUUGUAAUUGAAUUUUAAUUUAAAACAUGGUGUCAACUAUAUUUGAAUAUAGUGUGUAUGGCCUCUUGAUUUCACUGUAUUCAACUUUUCCUUCAGGUCUUCAAAAUGUGGGAGGGAAAGGAGAAGAGGUAAGACACAKAAGUAUUCAUCUCUCUCCCUCCCAACUAAACAAAAAAAAGGGAUUUUAAGGGAUCUAAUGUCCUAAAGCAUUCAUUUAUUUCUUGUCAAACUCAAAGUAUCUGGCUUCAGUAUGCGUCAUGUCUCUGCUCAUAGGUAGCUAAUAAAAGGUCUAGCUUUUCUUUUAAAAGAACAGCAAAAAGGGAGGGGGAACAUUUUCAUUUGUACUCAGAAAAAAACCCGUAUUGUUAUUUUGGAUCAGUAGUACCAGCGUUUUCUUUAACAUGCUUUAUCAUGGAACACUAGAUAAUUGUUGAAGUGCUAAUAAAAAGUCAGUUAUUUUUCUCUGUUGAUCACUGUCUAUGUUCUUUCCUGUUGCGUUUCCUGACUACUUGACUAGUCCAAGAUUAUUUUUGAGAGUUAAGUGAAUCAAAGUACCACCAAAGGAUGUUGAGUUUGAAGGCUGUAGUGAAUGGAAAUCAUUGUAAUUUUUUUUUUAAAUUUUGUUGGUCCUUUACAUUUUUUCAUUCUGUGUAUGACUGUCACCUGACAGUAGCAACUUCACUUAGCUUUUCUAUUAAAGGAAGAGGAUUGGAUAUCUGAGAGUGAUUGAACAAGAUAUGUAUUGCUUUAUUGGGAUUAAAGAAAAAGAAAGCUGUAAAAACUGACUUGUCUGAGUAGUUAAUUUUCCAGGGGCUGAGGUGUGACGUGAAUGCUAUCCCUUUGAUCCAAGUGCCGUGUAAAUUUGCUUCAGUUGUUAUUUAGUUCUGCAGGACUAUUGAGUUGAUUGCGGUGAUGAUUUUAGUUUCUGCUUUCAAAAUGAGUGGUUAGUAAAUAAUUUUAGCCAUCUGAUAGUCUGUUCAGCUGUGGAACUUCUGCAGUUUGCAGUGUGUGUCCAUGACUCACUGAGGCAACUUUAAUCUUAGUCGUGGGGGUUAUUUUUUGUUGCUUCUUUAUUUAUUUUUCUUUUUAAUACAAAUUGUUGCAUUACCAGAGUUAAAGAGAAAUUUCGUUUGGAAGGAUCUGCUGGAGAUAAUUUGGCCCAGUUCCCUGCUGAAAACAGGUCCAAUUUGAUUAGAUUGCUACAGGGUUUCAUUUGAACAUCUUGGUGGAGAUGUCACAGCCUCACUGUUGGUACCCUGUUUGAUUCUUCCAGUUGGGAACAAAUGAUUUUUUACACAUUGUAAUUAGAAUUUCCUUUACUGGAUUUGCCUGCAACCUCUGGAGACCAGUUUGCCCAUUUGUCCCAGUCUCCAGCAGCAUUUCAUAUCUUUUUGCGGGCUGAUGUGCUUCCCCAACUCUGGAAUGCAUUAAUUGUGCAAGCAUCCAGUUCCCUCUGCAAUACCCACCUGGGUGUUCCUAUCUUAGACAAACUAUACUGAACAUCAGAGGCGGCUGACAGGGAAGGGGUGGAGGGGAUUUGGGGGGGAGGAAAGACUGAAAUAGAACUGAAGCGCAACUACCUUUGAGCAUUUUUCCACUCUUCUCGAGCCAGCGGUUUAUUUAGAUCAGAAAUUAAAACUUAGCUUUAUAAAAUAUGGUAUUUCUAAUUAACAAACCUCUUACUUUCUUUACAGAGAAGUACAAAACUUUUGUUGUGUAAAAUUGGCUUUGAAAAUUUUUUGUGAGUAGGAGAAUGUCACUAUUUACAAAAUARCAGGGGUUGUAUUAUGUGAUCUAUCAAUCUUUCUCUUGGAUUCUUUCUUUAGUCUGUGAUGUGGUUUCUAAAAUUCCAAUCUAAUGAGUAUCCCACUAUAUUGGUUUCCUGCAGCAAGCAUGUAAUUCUGGUCCAUUCAAAUAGAGAAACUGGGGACUGAACUUGUUUCUGUAUUUUAGUUUGAAUAAAAACCAUGACAUUUUGARUUUUA